This is a messenger RNA of Knipowitschia caucasica, 2826 nucleotides long. NCBI's taxonomy places the organism in Eukaryota, Metazoa, Chordata, Actinopteri, Gobiiformes, Gobiidae. The record is from the annotation of a GenBank genome assembly.
AUGAAAUGUUUGCAAAGACUCACUCCUGACCCCUACAGACUCUCUCCUGACCUCUGCAGACUCACUCCUGACCCCUACAGACUCACUCCUGACCCCUACAGACUCACUCCUGACCCUACAGACUCACUCCUGACCCCUGCAGACUCACUCCUGACCCCUGCAGACUCACUCCUGACCUCUGCAGACUCACUCCUGACCCCUACAGACUCACUCCUGACCCCCGUAGACUCACUCCUGACCCCUACAGACUCACUCCUGACCCCUGCAGACUCACUCCUGACCCCUACAGACUCACUCCUGACCCCUACAGACUCACUCCUGACCCCUACAGACUCACUCCUGACCUCUGCAGACUCACUCCUGACCCCUACAGACUCACUCCUGACCUCUGCAGACUCACUCCUGACCCCUACAGACUCACUCCUGACCCCUACAGACUCACUCCUGACCUCUGCAGACUCACUCCUGACCCCUGCAGACUCACUCCUGACCCCUACAGACUCACUCCUGACCCCCGCAGACUCACUCCUGACCCCUACAGACUCACUCCUGACCCCUACAGACUCACUCCUGACACAUGCAGACUCACUCCUGACCCCUACAGACUCUGGACUCUUUGGUCAGAGUUAUGCUCAGAUCUCUGUGGAUUUUGUCUCUUUUUGGAUCAAACUGGUCUUGUUCGUGGUCUUGUUCGUGGUCUGGUCGUGGGUCGAUGUCAAAGUGGUGAUGCUGGGGAAGGAGAGCGUGGGGAAAACCAGCCUCGUUGAGAGAUACGUGCACAACCGCUUCCUGGUCGGACCCUACCAGAACGUAAGCCCCCCGUACCGGCACGCAAUCUCCCCGUACCGGAACGUAAGCUCCCCGUACCGGAACGUAAGCUCCCCGUACCAGAACGUAAGCCCCCCUUACCGGCACGCAAUCUCCCCGUACCGGAACGUAAGCUCCCCGUACCAGAACGUAAGCUCCCCGUACCAGAACGUAAGCUCCCCGUACCAGAACGUAAGCUCCCCGUACCAGAACGUAAGCUCCCCGUACCAGAACGUAAGCUCCCCGUACCAGAACAUAAGCUCCCCGUACCGGAACAAAAGCUCCCCGUACCAGAACGUAAGCUCCCCGUACCAGAACGUAAGCUCCCCGUACCAGAACGUAAGCUCCCCGUACCAGAACGUAAGCUCCCCGUACCAGAACGUAAGCUCCCCGUACCAGAACGUAAGCUCCCCGUACCAGAACGUAAGCUCCCCGUACCAGAACGUAAGCUCCCCGUACCAGAACGUAAGCUCCCCGUACCAGAACGUAAGCUCCCCGUACCAGAACGUAAACUCCCCGUACCAGAACGUAAGCUCCCCUUACCAGAACGUAAGCUCCCCGUACCGGCACGCAAUCUCCCUGUACUGGAACGUAAGCUCCCCGUACCGGAACAACGUAAGCUCCCCGUACCGGAACGUAAGCUCCCCGUACCGGAACGUAAGCUCCCCGUACCGGAACGUAAGCUCCCCGUACCGGAACGUAAGCUCCCCGUACCGGAACGUAAGCUCCCCGUACCGGAACGUAAGCUCCCCGUACCAGAACGUACCGGAACGUAAGCUCCCCACGAUCGGAGCUGCGUUUGUGGCCAAAGCCAUUCAGGUCGGAGACAAAGUCAUCACUCUGGGAAUCUGGGUGAGUGUCACAUCUGCCCUACAUCUGCCCUACAUCUGCCCUACAUCUGCCCUACAUCUGCCCUACAUCUGCCCUACAUCUGCCCUACAUCUGCCCUACAUCUGCACUACAUCUGCCCUACAUCUGCCCCACACCUGCCCUACAUCUGCACUACAUCUGCCCUACAUCUGCCCUACAUCUGCCCCACAUCUGCCCUACAUCUGCACUACAUCUGCCCUACAUCUGCCCUACAUCUGCCCUACAUCUGCCCUACAUCUGCCCUACAUCUGCACUACAUCUGCCCUACAUCUGCCCCACAUCUGCCCUACAUCUGCCCUACAUUUGCCCCACAUCUGCCCUACAUCUGCCCUACAUCUGCCCCACAUCUGCCCUACAUCUGCCCUACAUCUGCCCUACAUCUGCCCCACAUCUGCCCUACAUCUGCACUACAUCUGCCCUACAUCUGCCCUACAUCUGCCCUACAUCUGCCCCACAUCUGCCCUACAUCUGCCCUACAUCUGCCCUACAUCUGCCCCACAUCUGCCCUACAUCUGCCCUACAUCUGCCCUACAUCUGCCCUACAUCUGCCCCACACCUGCCCUACAUCUGCCCCACAUCUGCCCUACAUCUGCACUACAUCUGCCCUACAUCUGCCCUACAUCUGCCCUACAUCUGCCCCACAUCUGCCCUACAUCUGCCCCACACCUGCCCUACAUCUGCCCUACAUCUGCCCUACAUCUGCCCUACAUCUGCCCUACAUCUGCCCCACACCUGCCCUACGUCUGCCCUACACCUGCCCUACAUCUGCCCUACAUCUGCCCUACAUCUGCCCCACAUCUGCCCCACACCUGCCCUACGUCUGCCCCACACCUGCCCUACAUCUGCCCCACACCUGCCCUACAUCUGCCCUACAUCUGCCCUACACCUGCCCUACAUCUGCCCCACAUCUGCCCCACAUCUGCCCUACAUCUGCCCUACAUCUGCCCUACAUCUGCCCUACAUCUGCCCUACAUCUGCCCCACACCUGCCCUACAUCUGCCCUACAUCUGCCCUACAUCUGCCCCACACCUGCCCUACGUCUGCCCUACACCUGCCCUACGUCUGCCCUACACCUGCCCUACAUCUGCCCCACACCUGCCCUACAUCUGCCCCACAUCUGCAAGUAUAAAAUCUCUAGCUUUAGCAUAA